AUGCUAUUUUACUGCUAUGGAAUGUUACUCACGUUCUAAUCUUUGCUUUAACGGUCCCGUUCUAUGACGUCACAGUAAUUGGAAUGGAAUUUGGAAGCCUCUUAAUUUUGCUAGCUGAGUAUCCUGAGUGCAAAAGGCUUCCUUCAGUUCAGUGGAAGUUUUAUUGGUGAAUCACGGUUCAGUCUUCAAACUCAGUCACCAUGUCUGAUACCAAGAUGUAUUACAGCAGACCAACUCUUAUUUCCAAUUGGCAUAAAAACAGAGAGGCCGAACCCAAAGACUAUGACUUCACUCGUUGUCCAGAUGGAAAGAAGAAACUCAGCAAAUCUACCUACAAACACUUUGGAACCUACAUGGAUGCUGAUUGGAGCACAAGUACAGAAACCCAAAUGUCACAGUAUCUACUGAAGAGAGAUUAUGAGCCCAAGAAGAUUCUCAAGUCUAUGGUAGAGGCUGGCCACUUCCAGUCUACAGACUUUGACAAACGUACAGUCAGAGACACAGCAGGACAUGUGACUGGUGUGACCAAUAGCAUCCUGCCACAUCAUCGCCCCGGGCAUGACAAGAUGAAGUUGGACUCCACAUAUGCAGUGGAUUACCUGCCCCCAUGGGACUCCAGCAAAGAGGCGAGGACCAUGAAGGGCCUAGCAGCAGACAGCAUUCCUGACUACAGGAAGCCCCAGUCCCAGUUCACAGACACCGCCGACUACCGUCGCGGGGGCAGGAACACCUGGCAGGAUGAGAGCGGGGUCUAUGGUACCCUGGGAGCCACAUCCAGGGCCCAGGCUCAGCCAUCCAACCCCAUCUGCCCCUAGAACCCUCACCCUCCCUGGGGAACCACCACAGCAUGGCCUCCUUAACCUGGUUCUCACUGACCAAUACUAUUUUUCUCACUACAGACUUUACUGUAGCAACUUUUUACCUCAGUAUUUCUCUUUCUUUCACCUCAAGCUAUUGCUGUUUUGUCAUUUUUACAUGAAUAAAGCAAGUAUUGCAUGCCCAACGUUUAUGUUUUCCAACAACAGUGUUUCAUUGGAGUGGUGUCAGUGGAAAUGGAUACACCGCUGUGCUCAGUAUUGGUGUUGCAUCCCUCAGUGUUCAGUUCAGUCUUUUAGCAUCUGGUGUCUCUCUGUGAGGUUUAUAAUAUGUAUCUUCUGGUGUUUUCCCCUCCCAUCUCCCAGGGUUAGGGUUGUCCAGUCAUUUAUAAUGUGUAUCUCCCAGGGUUAGGGUUGUCCAGUCAUGUCUUUCUGUUGUUAUUUCUACAUCCCAUCCUAUUACUUCAUUGUUCUAAGUUCCUCCAACAAAAGUGUCCGUGUUCGUUCUCUCAGCAGAGGCAGAAAUGAACAAACCAAUAAUUCAACAAUAACAGUCCAAGACCUCUGGGUCUCUCUUCAACUUUAAAAACGUUCUUAUUGAAUUACACAGGUUGUUAGGCUGAAUGUGAGCGAACUACCUCCCUCCUGGGGUUUGACCUGUACGUGACCUGGAAACAAACCCAGACCCUUAAAGCUUGUGUGUGUGUGCGUGUGCAGGCAUGGAGUGUGUGGGAGCCUGUUAACACGUCCCUAUACACCAUGGACAUGGCGGUGCUUUGUGCAAAUUUUAUUUACAUGAAAUUGUGAACUUCCUGGCGAACCCCCCCCCCCCCCCCCCAUGGGAUCUGAACCAUUUCCGUUGGCCUGUAAAGCACAUGUGUGUGUGGGUGUCUGCUUGCUGUGACCCGACCUAGCCUACACCUUGGACAUGAGAUAGACUGAGAGAAAACACAUCCUGCCGUGUCUUCUUCUUGUCUUCUUCCAAUGUGCAUUCAGUGGAACUGUGCUCAUUAUACUGUCUCUGUAUAAUGUCUAUACUGUAUAUCUCUGCUGCUGGGUGAAAAAAAAACGACAGUUGGAAUUGUUCACGUUAAAAUAAAA
Messenger RNA from Salvelinus namaycush (lake trout), 1916 nucleotides. RefSeq names its product protein C9orf135-like. NCBI's taxonomy places the organism in Eukaryota, Metazoa, Chordata, Actinopteri, Salmoniformes, Salmonidae. Gene Ontology annotation, cellular component: plasma membrane. The transcript is spliced from 6 exons. The coding region runs from base 201 to 815 and encodes 204 amino acids. The record is from RefSeq and is a predicted model, not a curated record.